AUGAGCCAGCAAGAGUGGAUAAGGCACUUCCGGCCCUUGACCGAAGAACAGAUCCAGACUUUCGCGAACGAUGGCGUCCUUGUUGUUGAGAAUGUGCUGACCAGCGAGGAACUAGAAUCAUCCCGUAACGGUCUUCAUCAAACAUUGGCGCAGCUAUCUGUCGAUACGGACGACUUAAUCGGAACCGGGCACGCCCUCCGCUACUUGAGCUCCACGAACGGCAGCGGCGGAGUUUUAGAUAUCUUCUAUGAUGAGUGGAAAAUGCGCAUCGCAAGUAAUCCAACCUUGUUUUCAAUGACCUGUCAACUGUGGGAUACAGCAUACUGCCACUCCGGCGAGACUGCCGAGAGCUUAGACAAGACUCAAAGAUUCAAAUGGCAUCCUUAUGGAGAAUUUGACUGCAAUAAAGGGUACAUGUUUAUUGAUCGGAUCGGAUACCGCCUGCCAACGGCGCUGGCGGAACAGCUUGGUACGCAAUUGGAAACCCAUUCAGGCUUAAAAAGGAAUAGUUCUUUACAGCGAUCGCUAACGCCGCAUCUGGACUGUUGUCCUGACAAUUUAUUCACCGACAAGUCCAAGUGGCGGCCAAUCCAGUGCUUUGUUUCACUUACAGAUACUGUGGAACCCAACGCCGGGGGGUUUGAAGUGGCCACAGGGUUCCACCAUGACUUUGCGGAUUGGGCAAAACGGCGCCCACCGACUGUUGUGACUCGAAAGCAGAAAGAUGGAACUAGCGUAUCUGAGUGCUUUCCAGCACCUUGUAUCGGGGAAUACACGCAUAUCCGACCAAGGGAAGAUCGCAACGUCAUGGAUCGUCUGGCAGUGCGGUGUUUUGGGAUAAUCGGCUUCCACACGCGAACGCAUAUCGGCAUGACGGAAACGUCCCACGAAGUGUGGUUUAUUGCUCGUUUCUUCCGGAUGUACCAAUCAACAGGCUAUACGCAGAGAAACAGCUGCAAAAAUGGAAAGAAGGACGAAAUCCCAAUGACCAAUGGAUAA
Messenger RNA from Phaeodactylum tricornutum CCAP 1055/1, 999 nucleotides. RefSeq lists its product with no specific name. The transcript is spliced from 2 exons. The coding region runs from base 1 to 999 and encodes 332 amino acids. NCBI's taxonomy places the organism in Eukaryota, Bacillariophyta, Bacillariophyceae, Surirellales, Neidiaceae. The record is from RefSeq and is a predicted model, not a curated record.